AUGGAUGGAGCAUUCGCUCCCAUCACUGGUCGCGUUACACAUGAGAGCCAGAUGCGACGAGUGCACUCGCGCAGCUAUUCGUUGACCGACGGCUAUAGCUAUAAUAUGCCAGACGACGAUGAGGUCGAAAAGGUUCCGAGUCGGAAAGAGGGACUAGCCGCUGACGAUCCUGACGCUUACAUUGUUAGCUGGGAUGAGCAGGAUCCGAUGAAUCCACGCAACUUCAACACCUUGCGAAGAUGGCUGAUUGUGAUUAUCUGCUCACUGGGCUCACUUUGCGUGACCUGCACAUCGUCCAUGUACACUGUCACCUAUAAUCAGAUCACAGAGGAGUUCAACUGCUCUCGAUUGGUCGCGACGCUGGGAUUAUCAUUCUUCAUCUGGGGCCUUGCGGUCGGGCCGCUAUUCCUUGCUCCUUUGUCAGAGUUCUAUGGUCGACGAUAUAUCUAUAUCUGCUCAUUCUCAUUCUUCUUGAUCUGGCUUAUCCCUUGCGCAGUAGCCAAGAAUAUUCAAACUUUGAUCAUCUGUCGCUUUUUCGGCGGCAUCGCUGGUAGUGCAUUUCUCAGUGUCGCUGGUGGUACUGUAGGCGACUUGUUUGCUCGUCAUGAGCUUAGUGCACCGAUGAUGCUGUACACCAGCUCUCCCUUCAUAGGUCCUGAGCUGGGUCCCCUCGUCGGUGGCUUCGUUAACCAAUUUACCACAUGGCGCUGGACGUUCUAUCUCCUCUUGAUCUGGACGGGUGCACUGUUAGUCUUCAUCGUUUUAUUCGUGCCCGAAACUUACCAUCCCGUUCUGCUCCGACGUAAAGCGCGAAAAUUGCGGAUCGAGACGGGCGAUGAGAGGUGGCAGGCGCCGAUUGAGAAGAUGCAACGCUCGGUAGCACAGACAGUCUUGCGGUCUACAUACAGACCCCUGAUCCUGCUGACGAUGGAGCCGAUGUGCCUGAAUCUUUGUAUCUUCUCCGCCAUUUUGCUGGGCAUUCUAUAUUUGUUCUUUGGUGCAUUCCAGCUCGUCUUCGAAAACGUUUAUGGCUUUGAGUUGUGGCAGCGUGGUCUCUGCUUCCUCGGUCUCUUCGUCGGUAUGCUCCUUGCCAUUUUCACGGACCCGUUGUGGCGGCGUAAUUAUGUCCGCCUGGAGGAGAAUCAUGAGAAGGCGACUGGACAAUCAGAUGACUUUCAGCCGGAGUGGCGGCUUCCACCAGCAAUCGCCGGGGGUCCCCUUGUGACUGUUGGCCUUUUCAUAUUCUCUUGGACGAUCUAUCCUCAUGUGCACUGGGUCGUACCACUUAUCGGCAGUGCAUUCUUUGGAGCUGGUACCAUCCUGGUGUACUCGGGAAUCUUCACUUUUCUAGUCGACGCAUAUCCGACCUACGCUGCCAGUGCUUUGGCCGCUAACAGCUUCGCGCGUUCCCUCUUCGGCGGAGUUUUCCCUCUUUUCGGUAUUCAGAUGUACGACAACUUGGGUUAUCACUGGGCGACAUCGCUUCUUGCCUUUCUGACGCUUGUUAUGUCACCGUUCCCGUAA
Molecule: messenger RNA, 1524 nt
Organism: Aspergillus saccharolyticus JOP 1030-1
Lineage: Eukaryota; Fungi; Ascomycota; Eurotiomycetes; Eurotiales; Aspergillaceae
Product: MFS transporter
Exons: 10
Coding region: 1-1524 (507 amino acids)
Biological process (GO): transmembrane transport
Cellular component (GO): membrane
Molecular function (GO): transmembrane transporter activity
Source: RefSeq, a predicted model, not a curated record